This is a messenger RNA of Psylliodes chrysocephalus, 2076 nucleotides long. The record is from the annotation of a GenBank genome assembly. NCBI's taxonomy places the organism in Eukaryota, Metazoa, Arthropoda, Insecta, Coleoptera, Chrysomelidae.
ACUGAUUGCAUCAGGCAAGUCAUUCGUAUUUAGUGCUUUGACUUGUGCGAGUUACUUUGUGAUCUAUCCAGACGCUAUUUUUCUUCGAUUUUUCAUUUUUGAAAACUUGUGAAUAUCUCCAAAAUGUCUGCUAUUGAUUACGGUUAUUUUAUUAACGCGAUAUCGGCCAGAAGACGGCCUGCUUUAACAAGGGAAAUUACUAAACGGCAAUACAACGGACCCAAAGACCAAAUUUCUCUAGCUGAAGGCGUUCCAAACGAGAUAACUUUCCCGUUUGAAUCCAUUGCUGUUACCCUGAAGGAUGGUUCCAAAUUUGAUAUCAAAGGACAAGAAUUGGCUUCGGCUCUUCAAUACAUCCCGACUCAAGGUUAUCCUCCUCUUCUUAAAUGUGUUAAGGAGUUCACUCAGAAGAUCCAUAACCCUCCGGGUUGGGAUAAGUAUGAAAUGAUUAUUACCAACGGGUCUCAAGAUGGGAUGUCUCGAACCCUGGAGAUGAUUUUGGAGGAAAAUGAUAGCAUGUUGGUGCAGAAUCCUUAUUAUGCUGGUACUGAAGCUAUUGUCAAACCAUUAAACGUCAAUGUAAUUGGAAUCGAUCAAGACGAAUUUGGCAUCAUACCGCAAAAAUUAGUAGAUGCCCUAGAAAACUGUAAAAAAUACACAGAGGAAGGUGGAGGGAGAAUGCCUAAAGUCAUGUAUUUAAACCCAACAGCGUCUAACCCAUCUGGAAGAACAAUUCCAACAGAUCGGAAAAGGGAAAUCUACCAAAUCUGCUGCAAGUACAAUAUAAUAAUCCUCGAAGACGAUGCAUACUAUUUUCUACAUUUUCUUGAUGAACAACCUGUCUCUUUUUUGAGUCUGGAUACCGAGGGACGCGUUAUCAGAUUGGAUUCCAUGUCAAAAGUAUUAAGUUCUGGAUUACGACUGGGCUGGCUGAUUGGACCGAAAAAGCUUGUGGAAAAUAUUGAAAUACAUAUAUCUAGUUGCAUUAUACAUUCCAGCGUUCUAUCUCAGGUUAUUCUUGAGAAUCUAUUCAGAAAAUGGGGAAUAAACGGCCUUCUCUCAUAUUUCGAAAAAGUAGCAGCCUUCUACAGAGUCCGUCGCGAUUUCACCAUCGCCUGCAUGGAGAAACACUUAAAAGGACUCUGCGAAUGGGAGGUACCAACCGGAGGAAUGUUCAUAUGGUUCAAAGUCCUCGGCGUUUCAGAUGUUUACGAUAUGCUAUUGACCCGAGGUCUAAAGAAGCACAUCACCUUCAUUCCCGGACAAAAUUACAUGGCUGAUCCGGCUGCUGCUUGCAACUACAUCAGGGCUUCGUACAGCAAAGCCACCUUGAAGCAAAUUGAGAAGGCUAUGCAGACUUUGGCGAAAUUAAUAAGGGAAGAACACUUGUUAUUGCGCAGAAAGUUGGAUAGUUUGGAAGAAGAUUUGAUAAUAACAUAAUCUUUACUUAAUUGUACCACAAGAAGUAAAUAUUAUAAAUUUGAUGGAACGGGACUUCAUCAAAUAAAUCAAACGAAUCUUCGUUUUGGUUCGGGUAAAUUGCAUCAAUGUACAGUUGAGAUAAAUAUCUAGAAUUCAUGGGUGUAAUAUCAAUAAUACAUAAGCUCAGCUUCACGAUAAAUUUUUUGAUAAUUUGUUGUUCAUAACUAGUUUUGAAGCAUCUUUAAGUUGUUAAACCCACUGAUUCAUGAUGUUUACUUUUAAUUCAAAUGUAAUAAGCAGAAUCAAUGAUAAACAGGGUUAGAUUCGAUAGAUUCUUCUUCUUUUUUACAUGCGAAAAAGAUAAUAAAAGUAGCAAUAAAAAAGGAUGUGAGAAAUUGCUGUUUUUGAGUCUCAUGAGCCUGUAUAAAUUUACACUAAAUAGGAUUUUUUAUUUAGUUUUUUUAUACAUUUAUUAUUUUUUAGUCUUAUUUGAUUAUAUGUAUUGAUUUCAUCGAUACAAUUUAUGUUAAUUCAUCUAUAAUUAUAAGAAUGUAAAUAAACGUGUUUAGAAAUGAGCGGUGAGAUAUUUAAUAAAUAAAUAAAUAAAUAAUAUGCUUUAUUUGGGAUUUUUAUUUAAAUCCUUGUAUAGAAACC